Messenger RNA from Hibiscus syriacus, 2156 nucleotides. Its product is annotated as COP1-interactive protein 1-like. The record is from RefSeq and is a predicted model, not a curated record. Gene Ontology annotation, molecular function: actin binding. Lineage: Eukaryota; Viridiplantae; Streptophyta; Magnoliopsida; Malvales; Malvaceae. The coding region runs from base 153 to 2156 and encodes 667 amino acids. The transcript has 2 exons.
GAGAUUUAGUUUGAUGUGUUUGAGAUGGAGAUUGCAUUUUUUUGCUCAGGGGUUCACUCUUUAAACUCGCUUCAAAUUUUGUGUUGGAGAAGCAGCAAUAUAACCUGAAAGAGACCUCUAAGUGUUACCCUGAUACACACAAGUCCAGAACAAUGGAGCAAGUGGAAGUGACUAAAACAGAUGUUGAAAGGAAAGUGGACAGAGUCUUGAAGAUCAUCAAGAGGGAAAGCGGGAAAAAGGAGCCAGAACUCAUUGGGCUUGUUGAGGACUUUCACAGAGACUACCAGUCACUUUAUGCCCAAUAUGAACAUCUUAAACGAGAUUCCGGCGAUAAAGCUCUCAAAGGGAAAGGAAAUGGAAGUUCUCCCUAUUAUUCGUCCGACUCGGAAUCAGAAUACUACUCCCCUAUGGAUGUAGAAAUCGAAACUGACACUGCAUUCGAUACCAAUAGAAGUUCCCCUAGAUGGACGGCCAACAACAUCAAGGAAGAACUUAAAUGGCCAUAUGGAGAAGAAGCGGACCUGAGACACGAAUUUGCCUCGAGGACCAAAGAGAAAGAAGCUUUAGCUUCAGACCAUAUGGCUGCAUCAAUUAAAUCACAAGAAAUAGAAACCUUCAAUAAAGAUGAAGUAACUAGCUUGAAAACUGAGCUGGAACCGUUGCACCAUGAGAGAAGAGAUUUGGAAGUUCGGAUUGAUGGUAAGAUGGAUGAAAACAAACAGCAAGGAGAGAAAAAUAAGGCAAUGUUUGUGCAGAUUCCGGAGGAAGGAGAUGAAGUAAGUAAACUCAUGAAGCAAAUCAAAGACAAUGAAAACAAUCUAACAUCUAGAAUUAGUGAAUCAAUGGUACAGGUCUGCAAUCUGAAAAAGGAGGUGGACUUUUUACGUGCCCAACAAUUUGAUGCCCGGGGAAGUAUAACAUGUGAAAGCAAUGAAUCAUUUGAUAUGACGAAUGUAAUGAAGCCGGAAUGUGGUUCCCUACAUGACCAGAAAACCAAAUUAGAGAUUCUACUCGAGAGGAAAUCCAAAGAAAUAUCCCGGUAUCGGGUUCAAGUGAAGUCCUUGAAAGAGGAAAUAGCAAGAAAGAGUGCUUUUGAGCUGACAAAGGUGGAAGAAAAACGACGGUUACAGGUGCAGGUUAUGCACUUGGAAUCGGAGGUGGAUGCUCUAAGCAAACAGAAAAUUAAAUCAGAAGACGAAUUUAGGAGUUAUAUUCAUGAAAUCAAUCAACUGAACGAGGAAAAUAAUCACCUGAAUUCCAGAAUUCUGGCAUUGGAAGCACUAUUUAGAGAAAGGGGCCUUGAGCUUUCAGCUCAAGAAAGCAAAAGUAGAAGGGUUAACAAAACUGCUCGGAUGUAUCCCAUGGAGAUGGAUAAAAAGGUGGAGUUGCAGAUCACCGAUCAGCAGAGAAUGAUGAAACAAAUAGAGGAAAAUACUUACAACUCUAAGCUUUUCAAACAAUUGUCUAAAGGAAACAAGCCUACUUAUCAUAUCCUAGAAAGAAAGAUGGAGGAUUUAGCACAAGAGUUCUACCAGAAAGUCGACGAUAACAUCACACUUUUGAGCCUCAGGAUCGCGGUUGCUGAAAAAACACAUUAUGACAACAAAGAGAGUUACAACAACAUAAAGGAAAGGCUAGAGCAAGAAAAUGAAGCACUAAAACAAAAGCUUGUCACUUGUGAAGCAGAGCUAGUUAAGCUGAAGGAUGAUGCAGCGGCUCGUUCGAGUUUCAUAGUGAACAAUUUACAAGUCCAUGAAAAUCCUGCAACUCGAAUUCUGAAAGCCGUGGGAGAGCUUGUAUCUACUAAGAAAAAUAGAAAAGAAAAGUUGAGGAGUAAUGUGGAUUUAUUCGUGGCAGAAAUGGACAAGGUGAACAAGAGGUCGUUAAACGAGGCUGUCUCGAAUUCGGAAGCUAGGCUGUACGAGGAAGAAGAACAAAAGUCGAAGCUGUUGAAAGCUGUGAGUCUGCUUGAACAUAGAGUGGUGGAAUUGGAGAAGAUCAACAACGAAAAAGAUGAGACAUUGUUGAGUCGUGCAGAAGAGAAGAGGGAAUCCAUAAGGCAGCUUUGUUUGCUGAUAGAGUACCACCGUAGCCGAUGCGACCAUCUCAAGGAGUUGGUCUCAAAGUUGAUUGUUAGAACCAAUAAGAAGACAUGA